Molecule: messenger RNA, 5131 nt
Organism: Apis florea (little honeybee)
Lineage: Eukaryota; Metazoa; Arthropoda; Insecta; Hymenoptera; Apidae
Gene: NSD
Product: Nuclear receptor binding SET domain protein
Cellular component (GO): nucleus
Molecular function (GO): histone methyltransferase activity; protein binding
Source: RefSeq, a predicted model, not a curated record
UUAAACAUGGUUAUGAGAAUCACCCAAAAUCGCGGGAAACGCGUCCUGUUUCUGCUUAGAGACCCGUGAGGUUGAGUUACAAUUUUUUAAUACUAAAAAGAGAAAUAAUUUAUAAGACAUCGAAUUAAUUUUUUUAGAAGUUUACAUUCAAUACGUAUCAAUUCCUAUAGACUUAUAAAAAAUAGGUGUUGUUUCUGUAAGAAAUAAAGUAGCCCUUGAAAAUCGGCCAUCGCAGCUAUUUUCAGCGAUAAUGAAAAUUGUUUUCUAUUCGUGAAUCCUUUAUACACAAGUUCUAAAGUUUAUAUUGUGCUAAUCAGUGAAGAAAUAUAUGAGGUUUCAUAUCAUUAAAUUAUUGUCUUCCUCAAUAGACGAAGAUGCUAAAUUAGUUAGAAAACAAUGAAUACUAUCAACAAAGCAAAUAGCAAGGUGGGCAUAAUUGUUGAAUCAAGAUUUGGCGAAUUCGACAGAAAUUUGGAAAUAACGAGCAAUAAUUUUGAGAAUGAUCAAAUGGACAUCAGUGUUAAUUGUAACAAAACUUCACCUGGUAGAAGUCGUUAUGGCAGAAUAAUAAAACCUAAGUCUCCUAAGAAUGAGGUUGCCAGUUCUCCAAAGAAUUCUAAAAUGCCAAAGAAUCGAAAAUAUCAAAAUUCAUUUGAUAGUAAUGAUAGUACUGAUGAAAAUAAUACAACUAAUGAUAUGGACGAUACAAGUGAUUCUUCUAAUAGUUUAAAUAUCAUGGAGGAAACUACUCCAAAAUUAGUUGGUUCACCUAUACAAUGUAAUUGGAUUUUAGGUCAAUUAGCAUGGGCCAGAGUUGGUAAUUUUCCUUUUUGGCCUUGUGUUAUAACACUUGAUCCAGUUUUAAUGGUAUAUCAUAGGUUAAAAGCUACUGCCAGAUCACAAAUACUAAUGAUACAUGUCCAAUACUUUGGUGAUAAAGGACGUCAUAGUUGGGUUUCAUCAAAUUCUAUGAUACCAUUUACAAAUCUUGCAGACUUUAAAAAAUUAUCAGAAUCAAUCACUGCAGAAGUUAAAAAAAGAGAUGCAAAAUAUGCAGCAGCAUUUAUUGUAAAGCCUGGUAUAAAAUCAAAAUGGGAAAGUGCGAUUGAAGAAGCUAUGGAAGUUCAUCCUAUGAGUAAUGAUGAUAGAGCAAAUAUUUUUAAACCAAAGGAAAAAAAUAUAAAAAAUAAAUCAUCAAAAGUAUCUGAAGAAAAGGAUAAAGUUAAUAAAAGAAAACACUCAAGUGAUUCAAAUGGUCCUGAUCUUAAACGUACUAAACAAGAUAAUGUAUGUGAGUUACAUAAAUCAUUACAAGACAAAACAGAUGGUACAAAAUCAAAUAUACUCAAAUACAUUGAGAAUGGUAAAAAUCAUUCAAAACUCAAUUCAGAUACUCCUCCAUUAUCUCCCUUAAGUCAAAGAGAUUCAAAUGAUGAAGUUUCUCUCAUGCAAAAAGUUGAGUUUCGAACUGAAGAAGAUAUAGAUGGUGUUUUUGAGGUUUAUUAUGAACGAAAUAGAGAUAUGUUAGAAGAUGAAUAUCCAGAUGCAUCAGAACAUGAUAUUAGAAAAUAUUUAAGAAAGACUUGGGAUAAUAUGAAUUCUUCUUUUCGCAAAAAGUAUCGAUCCUAUGUAACUUCAGACACUUCUAAUGUCCAUGCAAAAGAAAAUUCGUUAGAUCAGGAAGAUGAUUUAUUGAUAGAAAUAGAUGGAAAUACUAAAGAUAAUAAAAAAACUAAAAUCAAAGUUGAAAAAGAAGAGAUAAAUAUUUCAGAAACGAAAAAUAGACCUUAUAAUCUUUUCAAAGGAAUGAAACAAGAAAAAGUUUGUCAAAUAUGUGAAAAAACUGGAAAAUUAACUAGGUGUAAAGGUCCUUGUUAUUCGUAUUUUCAUCUUUCUUGUGUCAAACCAGGAGAGUCUAGUCCAGAACAUUCCAUUGAUGAGAAUAUUAUGGACGAUAAGAUUCUCGAUGAUAUAAAGGAAAUUAAACAAAAUAAUAUUGAUGAUGAUGAGAAUAAUGGCAAAUCAGAAGAACAAGAAGAUGAAUUCUUCAAAUGUAUUGAUUGUUUAUCAGGAGUAGCACCUGCCUGUUUUAUAUGUAAUGAAAGAGAAGGAGAUAGAAUAAGAUGUUCUGUAUUAGCUUGUGGCAAACAUUAUCAUUCAUCUUGCUUAAAAUCAUGGCCACAAUCUCAUUGGCAGGGAGGCCGUUUGACUUGUCCAUAUCACAUAUGUCAUACAUGCAGUUCAGACAAUCCUCAGGAUAGUCAUUCAAGAGCUCCAAAUGAGAAAUUGGCACGAUGUGUUCGUUGUCCUUCGUCUUAUCAUACAUCUACAUCUUGUUUACCUGCUGGUUCAGUGAUUUUAACUGGUAGUCAAAUAGUUUGUCCAAAGCAUUAUCAACCACCACAACCUCCAGUAAAUGCAGCAUGGUGUUUUUUAUGUACAAGAGGUGGAAGUUUAAUUUGUUGUGAUACAUGUCCAACAUCAUUUCAUUUAGAAUGUUUAGGUAUCAAUGCUCCUGAUGGUGCAUUUAUUUGUGAAGAUUGUGAAACAGGUAGAUUGCCUUUGUAUGGAGAAGUUGUUUGGGUUAAACUUGGUAAUUAUCGUUGGUGGCCAUCUCGUAUUUGUUAUCCUCAUGAAAUUCCUGAAAAUAUAGAAGCUAUAGCACAUAGUCCUGGUAAAUUUUGUGUAAUGUUCUUGGGAUCGAAUAAUUAUCAUUGGAUUCAUAGAGGACGUGCUUUUUUGUAUCAAGAUGGUGAUGCAAAUAUAAAACCACCAAUCGGUAAAAAAAACAGAGAUGAUACUUAUCGUAAGGCAUUAGAAGAAGCCAAUGAGAUUCAUCAGCGUUUAAAAAUUGAAAGAGCUGCUGCUAAAGACCAUGGACCACGUGGAUUGAAACCUCCACAUUAUGUUAAAUUAAAGGUGAAUAAACCGGUUGGUAAUGUAAAGCCAGUAGAAGUUGAAAGUAUUGUUGCAUGUGAUUGUGAUCCAGAAUGGGAAAAUCCAUGUGCACCAGGAACAGAUUGUCUUAAUCGAAUAUUAUUAGUUGAAUGUAGUCCUGGCAUUUGUCCAGCUGGUCCCAAAUGUAACAAUCAAGCAUUUGUACGAAGACAAUAUCCAGCUAUGGAACCAUUUCAUACUGUAGGACGUGGUUGGGGUCUUAGAAGUUUAGAACACAUUAAAGCUGGACAGUUUGUUAUAGAAUAUGUAGGUGAAGUUAUAGAUGAGGCUGAAUACAAGCGAAGACUACAUAGAAAAAAGGAAUUAAAAAAUGAGAAUUUUUAUUUUCUAACUAUAGAUAAUAAUAGAACAAUCGAUGCAGAACCAAAAGGCAAUCUUAGUCGAUUUAUGAAUCAUUCAUGUUCACCUAAUUGUGAGACUCAAAAAUGGACAGUAAAUGGAGAUACACGUAUAGGUCUGUUUGCAUUAUGCGAUAUUGAGCCUGGCGAAGAAUUGACUUUUAAUUAUAAUUUAGCUUGUGAUGGAGAAACUCGAAAACCUUGUUUAUGUGGCGCAUCAAAUUGUAGUGGAUUUAUAGGUUUAAAAGUACAGAAACCGCAAGUAACAACACCUUCAAUUCAACAAAAAAAAAUUGAAAAAUUUGAUAAAAUAAAACGUCAAAAAAGAUCGAGAAAGCAUGUACUAUGCUGGAGUUGUGGACAAGAAAUUGAAAAAUUAGCAGAAUUUGUCAUUUGUGAUCAAAAGACAUGUAAUAAGAAGUACCAUAAAGCUUGUGUAAUCAUUGAUGAUACAGAUUCAAGAUUUAGUUGUCCUUGGCAUCGCUGUGCAGAAUGUCGCCGUAGAACAUCUGCACAUUGUUCCUUCUGUAGUGCUGCUUUUUGUCAAGUGCAUCUGGAUGGAAAUCUAUUUGAGUACAGCGAAAAGGGCGGUUUUGUUUGUAAACUGCAUGAAAAUAUGGAUAUGCAGAGAUCUUCUGUAGAAGAUGAAAAAGAUUAUUCGGAUAAUGAUACUGAAACAGACAAAGAAUACUCGUCUACAGGUUCCAAUAGUCCGUUAUUAACAAUGGAAAAAUCAAUACCAAGAGAACCAUCACCAAGAGUUUCCAUAGUGGAGGUUCAUCCAAGUAGUGAAGAAAGUGAAGAAUCUCAAAAAGAAGAUGACGAAGAAAUAAUGCAGUUUGCUGAUUUUAUGCCUUGUGAUUCAAAAAAUAUGAAAGGAAAAGAAUUACACCGAUUAUCUCUAAGAUUGAAAGGAGGGAAAGAUCAGGUAGAAAAAUUAAGUAAUCUUACAUCUAGUCAAUUGGAGGCUAUAAUCGGUGGCAGUCUACUUGAGUGAACUAUUUAUCCUUAUUAAUUAGGAUUAAACAAUAAAAUAUAUUUUAAUGUGCAUAGUCUCAAAAUCUCCACAAUUGAUAAAUCACGAAUUAUGUAAUGAUAAAUGCGAUACAACUGUGAACGCCAAUAUAGUAGUAUUUGUAAUUAUAUACAUUGUUUGUAAAACACUCAUUCCAUGUCAAAGGGAUCAGUUGAAUAACAAAUUUUAAUAAAUUCUAAUUCUACUAUCACGAAAAUAAGUUUUAUUUUUAAUGAUGAUAAUUUUGAAUAUAUCUAUGUUACAUAAUUUAAUGAGUUAUAUACAUAUUCAUACAUUGCAUUUAUGAGUCAUAUGCAUAUGUAUGUAUAUAUAUACGCGCUCGCAUAUAUGCGACAAGCAUUCAUCUAAUCGGAUUGACAUGGAAUGUUUUUUUUUUUAAUUUACGAAUAAUAUAACAUAGAAUAAAUGCAUACAUAUUCAUGCAAUAUUUUUUCCUUCUGUUUUAACAUAUAAUUAGGUAUCUAGAAUUGUCAUACUAAUUCAAUAUUUUGAAUUAAUUUGGACGUUUAUGUAUGGAUAAACUUUUGUGAAAGCAAUGUUUAUUUUGUACAUUAUAUUUAUACAUUAGUUAAACAUAUUUUUUAAAUCUUUUUUAUAUUGUAGCUUAAAAUUCUUGUCCAUUAUAUCAUCAUACCUAUAAAAUAAUCAUUGAAAUAAUUACAUUUAUUAAAUUGUAAUAACUAUCUUCACACUGCCUUGUGAAUUUUGAAAUUUUCUAUUAUAAAAUACGAGUUAUUUUUAAGACUAUUUACUAUUACAAAAUAUUAAUUAAAUGAAAUUUUUAUCGAAUAUUGUAAAA